Molecule: messenger RNA, 861 nt
Organism: Lathyrus sativus (Indian pea)
Lineage: Eukaryota; Viridiplantae; Streptophyta; Magnoliopsida; Fabales; Fabaceae
Source: the annotation of a GenBank genome assembly
AUGGGUCAAGUUUUGGGAUGCUAUCAAGUGGAACAGUCCAAUGUUGCUAUAAAGGAGCAAUUCGGAAAAUUUAUUGAUGUUUUAGAACCUGGAUGUCAUUGCCUGCCUUGGUGUUUGGGCUACCAGAUAGCCGGUGGAUUAUCGCUUCGUGUCCAGCAACUCGAUGUUAAAUGCGAGACAAAAACAAAGGAUAAUGUCUUUGUGAAUGUGGUUGCGUCUGUCCAAUACCGCGCUGUAGCUGACAAAGCGUCUGAUGCUUUUUAUAAACUCACCAACACAAGGGAACAGAUUCAGUCGUAUGUUUUCGAUGUUAUCAGGGCCAGUGUGCCAAAGUUGGAGCUGGAUGCGGUCUUUGAGCAGAAGAAUGAUAUAGCAAAGGCUGUCGAAGAUGAGCUUGAGAAGGCAAUGUCGACCUACGGUUAUGAGAUUGUCCAGACUCUCAUUGUUGAUAUCGAGCCUGAUGUGAAUGUCAAGAGAGCAAUGAACGAGAUCAAUGCAGCUGCGAGGAUGAGGUUGGCUGCAAACGAGAAAGCUGAAGCAGAAAAGAUACUGCAGAUCAAGAAAGCUGAAGGAGAAGCCGAGUCCAAGUACCUAUCAGGACUUGGUAUUGCUCGUCAACGUCAAGCCAUCGUGGACGGACUGAGGGACAGUGUUCUGCAGUUCUCUGAGAACGUGCCCGGGACAUCGGCUAAAGAUGUCAUGGACAUGGUGCUGGUGACUCAAUAUUUCGACACCAUGAAAGAAAUUGGAGCGUCGUCGAAAUCAUCAUCAGUGUUCAUACCACAUGGUCCUGGUGCUGUUAAAGACAUUGCUGUGCAAAUUAGAGAUGGUCUUCUGCAGGGAAAUGCUGCAAAUCUCUAA